AAUAAUUAAUGUUUUUCAUAUAAUUAAAUAAAAUUACAGAUUACAAAUUUUUAAGUCGUACUUUUCGAUUAGAAUACGAAAUUUCGGAUAUAUUAGAGGGAACAUUUAGAUCUGAACUUAUUAUCUUUGGAUCUUGGAUUCGGAAACGCUUGUUAUAUAGCACAAUGGAAGAGACAACGUUACCCAAUACUUUACCGUUCUCGGGCACCUCGUCCGUGUCUCCCUGCUUGUCGAACGAAGCUUCUACAAAGGUAGAGGAUUAUGUGGAAGAUGCAGUGCCACAAUGGCUGGAGAAUGAGGCGUUUCCAGGAUUUCGUGUCUGGCAGCUCGCCGGCAUUAUUCUCUCCGUUUUGCUGAGCAUCAUCGUAGGAUUGUGCUGUUGCAUUCGCUUUCGCGUGCCCAGAACGAAGCAGGAGAUCGAGGCAGAUUACAUUCGCAAAAAAAUCACCAAGAGUUUCAGGAACAAGCUUUCAAAGAUCAGCAACACAGAAAUGGACGAGAUGGAUCUGCAAAAAGCUCUGGACAGGAUCCAAAACGAGUUCGAGGGGGAUGAAUCUGCGAUAGCGAAGGAGUGCGCGGAAAUGGCACAGCGGAACAUCCAGCACGGCUUUCGAUCCAGAUUCAACGCUGUAUUCGGUGGAGCGCGUGUGCGUUUCAGUCAACGCGAGCACACUGAAUUGAAUGCCACGAUCUAACGAUGGCUUUUUAAAAAUAAAAAAUACUUCCUCUUCCUCCCAACAAGUAUAUUUCUAUAAUUUGUUUAUCAUACAUACAAUUUUAAGGGUAUCGAGAAAAAAAAUAAAAAAUAUAAAGAAACCAAACUAAUAUACAUAAAACAUUUUUUUAAAUUAUUAUUUCUUAAAAAAAAAAAAGAUUGAAUGGUUCAAAAUUUCAAAACUUUGAACAAAAAGAAUCACAAUGUCAAUUUACGUUGAAAAAAACGACGGCUAAUAAAUUUAUAUGACACUUUCAUUUUGACUAAAUAUAAUCUUUAUUUCAUAGAUAUAUUUUACACAAAUUCAUUUACUUUAGCAUGCAACAGUGAUCUAUCUAGCAACGAAUAAUAAUGCUUCAGAAAGCACUCCACGGAGUAUUAUAGUAAUAUUCUUUUUCUAUCGUGUUGACAUUUUGCUAUCAAUUAAAUCUUUUAUAUCGAUUUAUUAUUUGUACUCUCUCUUUAACCGCGCUUAUCGUACACCACGCGCGAUUGAUCUUAUUUAUUUAUAUUUAAUAGAACUCGUGGAAAUAUAGAUUUAAUGAUUAAUGACAAUCGGUGCCGUUACGACUGUCUUAGAUGUCUCUACACUGUAAUUCGCUCGUGCACCCCAGCGCGAAGCUGCAAAGGCAAAUAAAAAAUAGUCUAAAAA
This is a messenger RNA of Formica exsecta, 1367 nucleotides long. RefSeq names its product transmembrane inner ear expressed protein. The coding region runs from base 165 to 695 and encodes 176 amino acids. The transcript is spliced from 2 exons. The record is from RefSeq and is a predicted model, not a curated record. NCBI's taxonomy places the organism in Eukaryota, Metazoa, Arthropoda, Insecta, Hymenoptera, Formicidae.